This is a messenger RNA of Fusarium poae, 849 nucleotides long. RefSeq lists its product as uncharacterized. The record is from RefSeq and is a predicted model, not a curated record. NCBI's taxonomy places the organism in Eukaryota, Fungi, Ascomycota, Sordariomycetes, Hypocreales, Nectriaceae. Gene Ontology annotation, cellular component: nuclear speck. Bases 1 to 849 code for a protein of 282 amino acids. Gene Ontology annotation, biological process: mRNA splicing, via spliceosome. The transcript is spliced from 7 exons. Gene Ontology annotation, molecular function: RNA binding.
AUGUCUCGCGGCGGCACCACCCUUUACGUGACCGGCUUCAGCCACGGCACCCGCGCUCGCGACCUCGCCUACGAGUUCGAACGGUAUGUCAACCUCGCCCACGCUCACGCCCACGCCCUCGUCCACCCUGGGGACUUUCGAUGCAAUGCAAAGGUCUCCUGCUUGGCCAUGAUGCCUCGCCGUCCAUCGUCGUCCUUACGUCCUCGUCCUCCCGUUUUCGUUCUCGCUCGCGCCCACGCCCCAGCACUCCCUCCCCCUGUCUUCCCACUUUCUUCGAUAGGACUGCUCGUCUAUUGCGCAGUCGCUCUUCCGCUCGAGCAAACGCACGAAUGCCAUGCGCAUUCCUAUGGUCGACUGGUUCGCUGUGACAUUCCUGCGCCCAGGUCUACGUCCAGCCGUCUCUUCGCCUUUGUUGAGUAUGAGGACCGACGUGAUGCUGAUGAUGCUUAUCACGAGAUGCACAACAAGCGUAUUGGUCGUGAUGACAUUCUAAAGAUUGAGUGGGCUCGCACUCCUCCUUCUGCAUCUUGGCGCUUCGAGUCAGGCCGCGAUCGUGAUCGACGUGGUGGUGCCCGCUCUCCUAGACGUGGACGUUCGCCUUCUCCUCGUCGCAGCACUCGCGAUUAUUCUCCUCGCAAGGACGACCGUAGGGACCGUGACCGAGACUAUGAUCGUGAGAGCCGACGUGACAGGGAUCGCUCCCGCAGUCCUGACCACCGGGACCGUGAGCGGGACUCCAAGGAUGAUCGUGAGGACCGUGACCGUCGAGAGAACGGCACCAACGGCGAUGACCGAAAGCCUCUCGACAGUCCUCCCCCUGCUAACGAGGACCUCGACGUCGCCGAGUGA